CAACACCUUUCAACGGCAAAUUUGAUUAUUCUUCAUUCGACGUAGAGUAUAGCAGAUCGGAAUCGAAUUCGGAUUCGCCUUCUUGCUCUAACCCUAUCUCCCUUUUCGGAUUUUGAUACCUUUUUCUCAUAUCGACAAAAUGGCAACCACCGCAUCAAACGGAGUUCCACCUGCCAGUCUGGCACGGAAGAAAUUGAUGGGCUACGUUGGUUUUGCCAAUUUGCCCAAUCAAGUUCAUCGCAAAAGUGUUCGUAAAGGUUUCACAUUCACUUGUAUGGUUGUGGGAGAAUCCGGUUUAGGUAAAUCAACUUUGAUCAACACUUUGUUCAACACUCGUCUUUACCCAAAGAAAGAAGUUCCACCUCCAUCUCAAGAACGAUCAAAAACAGUUGCAAUCGAAAGUAUCAGCGCAGAUAUCGUCGAAAAUGGUGUCCGCCUUCGUUUGACCGUCGUCGAUACACCCGGUUUCGGUGAUUUUGUAAACAAUGACGAUAGCUGGAAGCCAAUCGUGGACAAUAUCGAGUCAAGAUUCGAUGCAUACUUGGAACAAGAGAAUCGUGUGAACCGUGCUAAAUUGGUCGACAACCGUGUUCAUGCAUGCUUGUACUUUGUCCAACCCACAGGUCACGCUCUUCGUCCAAUCGAUAUCGAAUUCAUGCGUAGAUUGCAUCAAAAGGUCAACCUAAUUCCUGUUAUCGCAAAAUCUGAUACAAUGACUGACGAAGAAAUCGUACAAUUCAAGGCUCGUAUCUUGGCCGAUAUCACACACCACCAAAUCCAAAUCUUCCAUGCUCCCGUUUACGAGAACGAAGACGAAGAAACUAUUGCUGAAAAUGAAGAGAUUGUCCGCAAGAUUCCAUUUGCUGUUGUCGGAUCUGACACAGAAAUUGACACUCCUGACGGAAGGCGUGUGAGAGGCCGAGCAUACCCAUGGGGUGUGAUUGAAGUGGACAAUGAGGAUCACUGUGACUUUGUCAAAUUGCGUCAAAUGUUGAUCCGCUCGCAUAUGGAAGAAUUGAAAGAGCACACCCAUGACAACCUUUAUGAAAGAUACCGUAGCGAAAAGUUGGUCGGAAUGGGAGUUACACAAGAUCACUCUGUGUUCAAAGAAGUGAACCCAGCAGCAAAGAUGGCAGAAGAAAGAGCAUUACACGAAGCCAAGCUACAAAAGAUGGAAAACGAGAUGAAGCUCGUCUUCCAACAAAAGGUUGCCGAAAAGGAAGCCAAAUUGAAACAGAGCGAAGAAGAACUUUAUGCUCGUCACCGCGAAAUGAGAGAUCAAUUGGACAAGCAAAGGCUGGAAUUGGAAGACAAGAAGAGACGGCUAGAAAACGGAAGACCAUUAACACCCGAAAAGGCAAACGCAUACAGCCAAGGAAAGUCAAGAAAGGGAUUCUCUCUGCGCAACUAGAUGUUAUUAUCUUUAUUUCAUCUCUCUUGUAUAGCAGCUGCAGUUUUGCGGCCUUUUUUUCUCUCUCUCUCUCUCUUCCUUCGCUUUCGAUCUCAAGGUCUUCUUGUCAACUUUCUUACUUUCUUAUGAGUAAUCACCGUGCAUGAUUUCCGGUCAAAUCUUCACUCAUCAUCGAAGGCCGCAUCCAAAUACCUUACUUUAGUGGCUGAGAGGCACUUAUCCACUCCAUUCGAUAUCAACGUCACUUUCGAUUCUUUUACGACUUUACCUCCCUUUUCUUUCUUUCAUCUUUUACUUUCUCAAUUCUUCUUUUCCAUCCCCACCACUUUAAUGCACUUGAUUUCAUCUUCAUACAAAAGAUCAGUA
This is a messenger RNA of Meira miltonrushii, 1777 nucleotides long. RefSeq names its product putative cell division control protein CDC3. The coding region runs from base 140 to 1411 and encodes 423 amino acids. The transcript has a single exon. Gene Ontology annotation, biological process: cytoskeleton-dependent cytokinesis. Gene Ontology annotation, molecular function: GTP binding; molecular adaptor activity; GTPase activity. Lineage: Eukaryota; Fungi; Basidiomycota; Exobasidiomycetes; Exobasidiales; Brachybasidiaceae. Gene Ontology annotation, cellular component: septin ring; cell division site; microtubule cytoskeleton. The record is from RefSeq and is a predicted model, not a curated record.